Aethalodelphis obliquidens (Pacific white-sided dolphin) is the source of this 2151-nucleotide messenger RNA. It is a transcript of the gene USH1C, whose product is annotated as USH1 protein network component harmonin. The record is from RefSeq and is a predicted model, not a curated record. The coding region runs from base 61 to 1716 and encodes 551 amino acids. Gene Ontology annotation, cellular component: stereocilia ankle link complex; stereocilium tip; plasma membrane. Gene Ontology annotation, biological process: sensory perception of sound; retinal cone cell development; inner ear receptor cell stereocilium organization. The transcript has 21 exons. Gene Ontology annotation, molecular function: protein binding. Lineage: Eukaryota; Metazoa; Chordata; Mammalia; Artiodactyla; Delphinidae.
ACCAAGCACCGGCACCCGAAGGAGCUAGUUGUGUAGCAAGCGGUUCUAUCUGGCUCAGCCAUGGACCGGAAGGUGGCCCGAGAAUUCCGUCACAAGGUGGAUUUUCUGAUUGAAAAUGAUGCAGAAAAGGACUAUCUCUACGAUGUGUUGCGGAUGUACCACCAAACCAUGGACGUGGCCGUGCUUGUGGGAGACCUGAAGCUGGUCAUCAACGAGCCCAGCCGCCUGCCCCUGUUUGACGCCAUCCGGCCCCUGAUCCCGCUGAAGCACCAGGUGGAGUACGACCAGCUAACCCCCCGGCGCUCCAGGAAGCUGAAGGAGGUGCGUCUGGACCGGCUGCACCCCGAAGGCCUCGGCCUCAGCGUGCGUGGUGGCCUCGAGUUCGGCUGCGGGCUCUUCAUCUCCCACCUCAUCAAAGGUGGCCAGGCAGACAGCGUCGGGCUCCAGGUAGGGGAUGAGAUCGUCCGGAUCAAUGGGUAUUCCAUCGCCUCCUGCACCCAUGAGGAGGUCAUCAACCUCAUCCGCACCAAGAAGACUGUGUCCAUCAAAGUGAGACACAUCGGCCUGAUCCCUGUGAAGAGCUCUCCCGAUGAGCCCCUCAAAUGGCAGUAUGUGGAUCAGUUUGUGUCGGAAUCUGGGGGUGGGCAGACCAGCCUGGGCUCCCCCAGCAGUCAGGAAAACAAGGAGAAGAAGGUCUUCAUCAGCCUGGUGGGCUCCCGGGGCCUUGGCUGCAGCAUUUCCAGCGGCCCCAUCCAGAAACCUGGCAUCUUCAUCAGCCACGUGAAGCCUGGCUCCCUGUCUGCUGAGGUGGGGCUGGAGCCGGGGGACCAGAUUGUCGAAGUCAAUGGCAUCGACUUCUCCAACCUGGACCACAAGGAGGCCGUGAACGUGCUGAAGAGUAGCCGCAGCCUGACCAUCUCCAUCGUAGCCGGAGCUGGCCGGGAGCUGUUCAUGACAGACCGGGAGCGGCUGGAAGAGUUCCGGCAGCGCGAGCUGCAGCGACAGGAGCUUCUGAUGCAGAAGCGGCUGGCGAUGGAAUCCAACAAGAUCCUCCGGGAGCAGCAGGAGAUGGAGCGGCAAAGGAAAAAGGAAAUUGCCCAGAAGGCAGCAGAGGAAAAUGAGAGAUACCGGAAGGAGAUGGAACAGAUCGUGGAGGAGGAAGAGAAUUUUAAGAAGCAGUGGGAAGAAGACUGGGGCUCAAAGGAACAGCUCCUGUCGUCUAAAACCAUCACCACCGAGUUGCACCCAGUACCCCUUCGCAAGCCAAAGUAUGAUCUGGGAGUGGACCCCGAGUUUGACCCAGCAGAUGACCUGGACGGAGGCACGGAAAAGCAGGGAGAGCAGGAUUUCCGGAAAUACGAGGAAGGCUUUGACCCCUACUCCAUGUUCACCCCGGAGCAGAUCGUAGGAAAGGAUGUCCGGCUCCUGCGCAUUAAGAAGGAGGGAGCCUUAGACCUGGCCCUGGAAGGCGGUGUGGACUCCCCGAUCGGGAAGGUGGUCGUCUCAGCUGUUUACGAGGGCGGAGCCGCUGAGCGGCACGGUGGCAUUGUGAAAGGGGAUGAGGUCAUGGCCAUCAAUGGCAAGAUCGUGACGGACUACACCCUGGCUGAGGCUGAGGCUGCCCUGCAGAAGGCCUGGAAUCAGGGGGACUGGAUCGACCUUGUCGUUGCCGUCUGUCCCCCCAAGGAGUAUGACGAUGAGCUGACCUUCUUCUGAAGUUCAGAGGAGAAACCAAACCCACCCGGAGAAGCCAGUGAGCUCCGGACCCACCCUCCUGGACACCAUGCCUGGAGCCCGCUGAGCCACCGCAGCCUGCAGGCACCCUGGAAACCCACCAGCACCCAGGGAUUGCAGACUCCCUCUGGCCCUGAAGUAGGGCUGCAUAGGAACACUUCGGGCCACUCCUCUGAAGGCCAGCAUGGAGGGAGGGAGCAGCUAGCCGUUCUGAAGAGGCCCCUGCGAUCUAGACUCUCCUGUCAUUCCUCUGGCUUUGUGAAUCUGGGAGACUUCUCCCUUGAACUCUGCUAGGACCUGACUCUUGGGUCUAUCCCUCUCCAUCCCUCUCCUCUCUCUCCUGCUCUCAUUGCUGCUAAGAUUGAUGCCACAAUCUUACUCUGAACUCAUUAAUAAAAUAAACAGACUUCUUUUCCA